Messenger RNA from Choloepus didactylus (southern two-toed sloth), 1332 nucleotides. RefSeq names its product tetraspanin 1 (gene TSPAN1). Lineage: Eukaryota; Metazoa; Chordata; Mammalia; Pilosa; Megalonychidae. Gene Ontology annotation, cellular component: membrane. The record is from RefSeq and is a predicted model, not a curated record. The transcript is spliced from 8 exons. The coding region runs from base 164 to 889 and encodes 241 amino acids.
CGGCUGCCCCGCCUGCAGGUGAGCAGUGGUGUGUGAGAGCCAGCCCUGUCCUUCCGCCUGCCCACUUAGCGGCCGCUCCCUGGAGCUGUUCUGUCCCCUCCGGAGCCUUGGCUGUUCCCUCUUCCAGAACUCGAGCUACCAAGAGCCCUAAACAGGAGCCACCAUGCAGUGCUUCAACUUCAUUAAGACCAUGAUGAUCCUCUUCAACUUGCUCAUCUUUCUCUGUGGUGUGGCCCUGCUGGCUGUGGGCAUCUGGGUGUCAGUCGAUGGACCAUCCUUCCUGAAGAUCUUUGGGCCGCUGUCAUCCAGUGCCAUGCAGUUCGUCAACGUGGGCUACUUCCUCAUUGCGGCUGGCAUUGUGCUCCUGUCUCUCGGUUUCCUGGGCUGCUAUGGUGCUCAGUCUGAGAACAAGUGUGCCCUCAUGACGUUCUUCUUCAUCCUCCUCCUCAUCUUCAUCGCGGAGGUUGCAGCUGCUGUGGUCGCUCUGGUAUACACCACAAUGGCUGAGAACUUCCUGACAUUGCUGGUAGUGCCCGCCAUCAAGAAAAACUAUGGUUCCCAGGUGGAAUUCACCCAAGUGUGGAACUCCACCAUGAACGGGCUCAAGUGCUGUGGCUUCAACAACUACACGGAUUUUGAGGGCUCCCCUUCCUUUACCAAGAGCCAUGCUUUUCCCCCAUACUGUUGCAUCAACAAUGCCAAUGGCACAGCCAAUGAGACCUGCACCCAGAAGAAGGCCGAGUAUGCUGCUGUGCAGGGUUGCUUCAAUCAGCUUCUGCAUGACGUCCGAACCAAUGCAGUCACCGUAGGUGGUGUGGCAGCUGGAAUUGGGGGCCUAGAGCUGGCUGCCAUGAUUGUGUCCAUGUAUCUGUACUGCAAUCUGAAAUAGGUCUACUUCUGCCUCCACCACUGCUGCUGCCAAAUGGAGACAGGGAAGAGGCACCCUGGCACUGCCAAGCAGCAGUGAUUGGGGUGGGGGCAGGAUAUAAUUAUCACCUAGGUUGGGGCAGCCCAGCCUUGCUGUUUAGGACCUGGGGCUAAAGACCACCCUCUUCAGGCCGUUCCUGAGUUUUCCUUUAAUUGGUGGGGUUGGGGCCCACCUGUCCAGAGCCUCUAAUGUACACAGUCCUCCUACCCAUUCCCCCAGUCUACUUCUGUAACCCCUGACACCCCCUCAAGCCAAGGAAGGCUCUUGGUGAUCCCAGUACUCUACUGGCGGAUGAGAGAAGAGGGUCCUAUAGCUUGGGCAUGUGCAAAAUUAGCAGAGCCACUGGGCCGAUGUGUAGAAGGGACUUCAGAAUUUAUAAACCAAUUAAAAUGUUUCCAUUUGGA